Molecule: messenger RNA, 1048 nt
Organism: Xyrichtys novacula (pearly razorfish)
Lineage: Eukaryota; Metazoa; Chordata; Actinopteri; Labriformes; Labridae
Source: the annotation of a GenBank genome assembly
GACUAUCAGACAGCAGAGGGACUCUAAAGGGCUGACACGGGUCACCAGCAGAUCUGAAGAAAUCCACUUGUCCAGACAGUCGCCAUCCAUCACUGGAGCUGAAGAAUUAACUGAAGACAUAGUGGUGCUCCUGCGUGGCCUGACACCCAUGAGAAAGAAGACCUAUCAGCUCUAAUCUUCAAAGGAUUUAAUAACUAAACCACUCAAAAUGAAGGCAUUCAGCAUUGCAGUUGCAGUGACACUCGUGCUCGCCUUUAUUUGCAUCCUGGAGAGCUCCGCCCUCCCAUUUAGCGAGGUAAGGAUUUGACUUAAACUCACUUCAUUUGCUUAUUAGCCAUAAAUGUUUUGUCAGGAUGCUUAGAUGUGUCUCCUAAAUGUGCAUAAUUCAUUAACAGGUGCGAGAGCUGGAGGAGGCAGGGAGCAAUGACACUCCAGUUGCGGCACAUCAAGAAAUGUCAAUGGAAUCGUGGAUGGUAUGUUCAAUUGACUGAAUGAAUUAAGCCAAUUAACUUCAGCAAAUUAAAAUUUAAGUAGAUGAGUUUUCCCUGCGGAGUACCCCGGUGCUCUCGCUAUACAACGAGUGGAUUGAACGCCGGAGAUGAACACCUUGUUCACGUCUCUUUGUCUUUAACACAGAUGCCGAGUCACAUCAGGCAGAAGCGUCAGAGCCACCUCUCUCUGUGCCGCUGGUGCUGCAACUGCUGCAAAGGCAACAAGGGCUGCGGUUUCUGCUGCAAGUUCUGAUGACUCCUGCAACAACCCAGAAAUACUAAUUUAUUAUGCUUUUGGUCUCAUUCCCCCAAAAAACGUCCAUUCCUUGACUUCUUUCUUCAUGCAUUACCUGUCCUACACUGUUUUGUAUCAUUUUUUGAAAGUAAGAUUCGAUGAAGAGCAGUGGAAAAAAUUGUAGAGCUGUUCUUUGUAUUUAUUUUGUAUGUUUUAAUACCUUUUUCUGUCUUUUUGUAAGCUCAAUGGGAAAUGUAUGUGGUUCUAAAGUAAUUAAGAUUCACUCUCUGAAUAAAAAGUGAAUAUUUGAAACAAAUGCAAA